GUUGAACGCAUGUUAUACGCUGGCGCUGUGCCAAUCAUUUCGGUAAUAGGCCGCUACACCCUGGUGGGUAUAUCUGGACGUAGGUGUAUGAAUCCCACUCGGUUGGAUGCGAUUUCUCUCAGUUCGCUCAGCUUCAAUUGAAAAGACCUUCGCGGGACACUCGUCGUUCGCGAUGAUAUUUAAUUGAAUGAAUUUUUAAAACUCCGCUUAGUUACGUCGGAAACGUGAAACUGUGAACAAGUGAUCUCUCUCCGGACUUGCCCUGACAACUCGCAUAACUAGUAGUGCACUGAGCAGCAAAAAUAAGUGAUACUUUUCUGGUGGAUUACCUCAUCGUGGUUUAUAAGCAAACGUGUCGUGGGUGGAAAGGCUGCAAAAAGUGGAAGUGGCAAAUAAUAUAAAUCUAUAAAGUGCCGCAAGUGGCUUCGACAUAGCAAGGAGUAGCAUGUGAUAUUAAAUGUUCAAACUUAAGUGAUCAAUUGAAGAAUACGUUCAGUGUAAAUGUGAAUUGAUUGAAUGCAUUAGCAUAAAUUUUCUCAAGAUGGGUCUAAACAAACGAGACAAGCAGGCAAAGUUGAAAAGCCAGAGUUUAAUCGAUUCCGAAAAAGCAUCGGUCAAUAUUUCUAGUGCAGCAACGGCGUCCGAUAUUGUUCAACAGAGCUCAUCAAUGCAUACUAACAGCAGCACUAGUACCACAAGCAGCAGCAGUAAUAUGCAUAAGUCUGCUGCAUCAAGCUCGUCUAGUAAAACUGUAGUGGAAACAAUAGUGGAUGGUAGUCAAUCAAAAUCUCAAGAUAUCAGUGAAAUAAAGUCAAGUAGUACUGACAAGUGUGUAAGCAAGGGUGAACAGUUCAGUGAAACUAAAAGUGCAACUCAAAUUGGCUCAAAGCAAAUUGAUAAUAUAAUUCAAGAAAUUAAAUACAUUGCCAGUGACACGGUUGACUCCACAAAACGUAUCUCAACCGUUCAACAAAAUAGCGAUAGUAUCAAAAGUGACAAGGAACUCCGCGCGGCCUUGACCAAUUUCGAUGAAGUUGCCAAAGCAGCAAUAUCAGACAUUCAAGAUUCCAUAAAAAGUAAAACCAGUGAGAUCGUUUCGUAUGGUUCAAGUGUCGAAAAGAAUAUAAAAAGUAGCAAGACGGAGCAUGACCAUGCCACUAGCUCCAGAGCUGCAAGCAGCAGUGCUAUUAAGCAGUUGUCGAAAACGAAUAUAUUGAACAGUGAAAAAAAUAUAAGUGAAUUAAGUUCUUCGCAAGUCCAACAUUCCAGCCAUCAGUCCAUGAAAUCAAGCAACGUAUCAUCUUCUCAAAUAUUAUCAUCAAAAACUUCCACCAACUCUGCUGCAUUCCGUGCAGAUAAUUCCGAAGCCAAUAUGAUAAAGUCUGAUGUUCAAUUGAAAGACUCUGAAACGGCACACAUACGCCACUCGCAGAACUUAGGUCAUAACUCUGUGCUCCAAUCAAGUACAUUCCAUGGUAAUAGUUCAGACAAUGGGAACCAUUUCUCCGACAGUCAGAGUUACUCUAUUUCGGAGAAAAUCGCUCCGACAACCGAAGUAACCUAUGACUCUGCCGGGAACAAAAUAACUAGCACAAAGUCGUCAGCCAAAACUGCCCAAGGAUUCACUUCGUCAUCAUUCCACUCCAGUGGUGGCAGUGAGCUGAUGAGCUCAUCCACGCAACAAACAGCUCAACGUAGUUCCCUCCGAGACACCAGCUCGUCUGCGUACGUGUCGUCUUCUGUUGAACAAAAAAGUUCUUUGUCCAAUAAAAGUAACACAGCCGCGACUAGUGCCAUAAUCGAUUCCACCACUCUGGAGAACUACAAGCUCCAAGAAUCAGCAUCACAAGCGAACAUGUUGUCCAAGAAUGCUUCCGCUCACACUAUCGCAAGUAUUUCGUCGGCGCAUGACUCCCUGACGAACACGAUCCAAAGCACACAAUUGGUCACGGAGUCCAGCCAAGAUGUGUCAUCUAGGGAGCAACACACGGAAAAUAUGAAAACGUAUGAAAAUUCUUCGCACUUUUCACAACUGGAUGAGAGUGAAAAAUCGCGCAAACAAGUGACCGAUCACUACGAACAGCGAGAGUCCAACUCUUCUAUACUGAAACGCAAGACCUAUGAUGAAAAGGUGAAACGUCUCAAUUUGAUUGAUGAAAAAGUCGUUUCCAAGAAUGAAGUUAUACAGGGUAUUGAGGAUGACGUAACGAAUGUCACGAAAACAUCUUUCGAAGCCAAACUGUUUAAUCCGAAGUCGAAACGUUGGGAAUUGGUAGACCAGAAAACGAUCCUGGAAAGAGAUAUUACCGUGUCUAUUCCGGAGGAGAUCGUACACGAGCUUGAAGUCGAACGUCCCGAACUGACAAAUAUUACAACGACGAUCCAACUAACAAAGGUGUAUGAUGCAAAAACUAAACAGUGGAAGACGGUAGAUCAGAAAAAACACACAGAUGUACUGGAAAAAAUCAGCUACCUUGAGGAGAGUAGCGGACGAACAGCUCUAGACGAGUCAGAAAGGGUAAAAAAAUAUCACUCUGUUGACACAGUUGACAAAAUCAUUGUCAAAGAAAUAAGCGACCAACGAAAUUUGAGCAAAGUUAAGGAGCAAAAGGACAAAAUAAUUCAAGAACAGUGCAUCUGUGAGAUCUGUACCUGUGGUCGUCACAAUUGUUUUAACUGUGGUAGCGGCACAUCCCAGAAAGUAACAACAUCUUCAAAAUUUGCUACUUCGAGCAAUACUGACAAUUUCUAUCACCAAGAAGCAACGGAGCUGAACGAACAGAGCACCUUUCUUCGACGGCGAACCUGGACAAAAGAGGAUGCGGAUGACUAUUUGAAUCGUGUGGAAUCGGCGACCGUCGAACGGAGCAGUACUGAACAGAAUGUCACCAACCGCAGGCUAACGUGGACCAAGGAAGAUUUUGAAAACGUAGACAUUACAAAACUGAAAGAAACUACGCAUAUUGUUGAAAAGCAAAAACCUAUACGUCAUGAAGAUAAUUUGCGCCCAGAGGGGGAAUUCUACCGACAAGAAAAGCCUAAAUACCAACCAACAGAAAGACCGAAACAAAUUCGCCCAGAAGAUAAUCUAAAACCAGAAGGGUCGUUUGAAACACCGGACAAACCAAAAUAUCAGCCAGGCGAGCGACAGAAACCGAUUCGCCAGGAUGACAACCUUCGACCCGAGGGUCAAUUCGAUCGUCCCGAGAAGUCUCAAUUUCGACCGGCUGAGCGUCCAAAGCAGAUUCGUCCUGUAGACAAUUUAAGGCCAGAAGGAUCAUUUGAAACUCCUGAGAAGCCACAGUAUCAACCGGGCGAGAGACAGAAACCGAUUCAACAUAGUGACAAUCUCCGCCCUGAGGGUGAUUUCGAUCGUCCAGAGAAAAUUCAAUUCCGACCAGCUGAGCGACCGAAACAAAUCCGUCCCGAAGACAACUUGAGACCAGAAGGGUCGUUCGAGUCUCCAGAUAAACCAAGAUAUCAGCCCGGAGAAAGACAGAAACCAAUUCGCCACGAUGACAAUCUGCGCCCUGAAGGUGAUUUUCAGCGUCCUGAGAAAGCUCAAUUUCAACCAGCUGAGCGUCCAAAGCAGAUUCGGCCAGAGGAUAACUUGAAACCAGAAGGAUCAUUCGAAACUCCCGAGAAACCGAGAUAUCAACCAGGAGAGAGACAGAAACCGAUUCGCCAGGAUGACAAUCUUCGUCCGGAAGGUGAUUUUGUUCGUCCUGGGAGAACUCAAUUCCAACCGGCUGAGCGUCCAAAGCAGGUUCGCCCAGAGGAUAAUCUUAGACCGGAAGGUGAUUUUCAGCGUCCCGAGAGGACUCAAUUCAGACCAACCGAGCGACCUCAACAGAUCCGCCCGGAAGAUAAUUUGAGACCUGAGGGAUCAUUUGAAACUCCAGAGAAACCGAGAUAUCAACCAGGAGAAAGACAGAAACCGAUACGACAUGAUGAUAAUCUUCGUCCUGAAGGAGAUUUCGAACGACCCGAGAAAACACGAUUUCGACCAGCUGACCGACCGAAACAGAUUCGUCCCGAAGAUAAUCUCAGACCGGAAGGUUCAUUUGAAACACCCGAAAAACCUAAAUAUCAACCAGGCGAGAGACAGAAACCCAUUCGUCAAGAUGACAAUCUUCGACCCGAGGGUGAUUUCGAGCGUCCAGAAAAAUCUCAAUUCCGUCCAGCUGAGCGUCCAAAGCAGAUUCGUCCCGAGGAUAAUCUGAGACCAGAAGGGUCGUUUGAGUCUCCCGAGAAACCAAGAUAUCAGCCUGGAGAAAGACAAAAACUAAUUCGGCAUGAUGACAAUCUGCGACCUGAAGGUGAUUUCGAUCGUCCAGAGAAAUCUCAAUUUCGGCCAGCCGAGCGUCCGAAACAGAUUCGUCCCGAGGACAACCUGAGACCAGAAGGGUCGUUCGAGUCCCCCGAGAAACCGAGAUAUCAGCCCGGAGAAAGACAGAAACCAAUUCGACACGAUGACAAUCUGCGCCCUGAAGGUGAUUUCCAGCGUCCUGAAAAGGCUCAAUUUCAGCCUGCCGAGCGUCCAAAGCAGAUACGCCCAGAGGAUAACUUGAAACCAGAAGGAUCAUUCGAAACUCCUGAGAAACCGAGAUAUCAACCAGGUGAGAGACAGAAACCGAUUCGUCAGGAUGAUAAUCUUCGUCCUGAAGGUGAUUUUGUUCGUCCUGAGAGAGCACAAUACCAACCGGCAGAGCGUCCAAAGCAGGUUCGUCCAGAGGAUAAUCUAAGACCGGAAGGUGAUUUCCAACGCCCUGAGAGGACUCAAUUCAGGCCAACUGAACGACCGCAACAGAUCCGUCCGGAAGACAAUUUGAGACCAGAGGGAUCUUUUGAGACUCCUGAAAAACCGAGGUAUCAACCAGGAGAAAGACAGAAACCAAUUCGCCACGAUGACAAUCUGCACCCAGAAGGUGAUUUUGAACGCCCGGAGAAAGCUCAAUACCGACCAGCUGAGCGUCGAAAUCAGGUUCGUCCCGAAGACAAUUUGAAACCAGAAGGUUCGUUUGAGACUCCCGAAAAACCACAUUAUCAACCAGGAGAAAGGCAAAAACCGAUUCGCCAUGACGACAAUCUUCGUCCAGAGGGUAAUUUUGAACGACCCGAAAAAACCCAAUUCCGGCAAGCAGAUCGUCCGAAGCAGGUUCGCCCAGAGGAUAAUCUUCGCCCAGAAGGUGAUUUCGAACGUCCUGAGAAGACGCCGUUCCGCCCAGCUGAGCGCCCAAGACAGGUUCGUCCUGAGGAUAAUUUGAGACCGGAAGGUGAUUUCCAGCGUCCCAAAAAGCAACAUUUUAGACCAACCGAACGACCACAAGAAAUUCGUCCCGAGGAUAACUUGAGACCAGAAGGACUAUUUGAGACACCCGAAAAACCAAAGUAUCGGCCAGGUGAGCGACAGAAGCCAAUUCGACAUGAUGACAAUCUGCGCCCUGAAGGUGAUUUCGAACGACCCGAGAAAGCUCAAUUCCAACCAGCUGAGCGUCCGAAACAGAUUCGUCCCGAAGACAAUUUGAGACCAGAAGGAUCAUUUGAGACUCCGGAAAAACCGAAAUAUCAACCAGGUGAAAGACAGAAACCAAUUCGUCAGAAUGACAAUCUUCGUCCAGAGGGUGAUUUUGAACGACCCGAGAAGAGUCAGUUCCACCCAGCUGAGCGUCCGAAGCAGGUUCGUCCAGAUGAUAAUUUAAAACCGGAAGGUGAUUUUCAGCGUCCGGAGAAAACACAUUUCAUGCCAUCCGAAAGACCGCAACAAAUUCGUCCCGAGGAUAACUUGAGACCAGAAGGUAUAUUUGAAACUCCAGAGAAACCAAAGUAUCAGCCAGGAGAGAGACAGAAACCGAUUCGACAUGAUGACAACCUGCGUCCUGAAGGCGAUUUUCAACGCCCAGAGAAAACUCAAUUCCGACCGGCUGAGCGUCCGAAGCAAAUUCGCCCCGAAGACAAUUUGAAACCAGAAGGAUCAUUUGAGACUCCCGAAAAAACUAAAUAUCAGCCAGGAGAGAGACAGAAACCGAUUCGCCAGAAUGACAAUCUUCGCCCAGAGGGUGAUUUUGAACGUCGUGAGAUAAUUGAAUACCGACCGGCUGAGCGUCCAAAACAGGUUCGUCCAGAAGAUAAUUUAAAACCGGAAGGUGAUUUCCAGCGUCCUGAAAAGACUCAAUACAGGUCAGUUGAGCGGUCCCAAAUUAUUCGGCAUGAAGACAACCUUUAUUUAGAAGGUCAAUUUGAGCGAACGGAAAAAAGUAUUUUUAUUGCCGGUGAUCGUCCCAAGCCAAUCAAACCCGGUGAUAACUUAAAACCAGAGGGGGAUUUUGUAGUCCCAGAAAGGCAAGAAUAUCGACCUGCGGAAAUACCGAAACAAGUGCGCCCCCUGGAUAAUCUGAAACCGGAAGGAGAUUUUGAGAGACCACAACCAGUGACUGUGGGUAAAGCAGUCAGAUCCCAAAUAGUUCGCCAUGAAGACAAUUUACAUCUAGAAGGCAAUUUCGAGCGCGUGGAAAAGACCGUUUUCAUUUCUGGAGAAAGACCCAAACCUAUAAAACCUGAUGAUAAUUUGAAAUUAGAGGGAAAUUUCGUAACUCCAGAAAAAGUGCAAUACCAACCUGCCGAAAUACCUAAGCAAAUCCGUCCGGAAGAUAAUCUGAAACCUGAAGGGGCUUUCACAACACCAGAAAAACCAAUAUAUCGACCAGGUGAACGUCAAAAACCUAUUCGCCACGGUGAUAACUUGCAUCCUGAAGGUGAAUUCGAGCGUCCCGAAAAGAGUCCCUUCCGUCCAGCUGAACGUCCGAAACAGGUUCGUCCCGAGGACAACUUAAAACCAGAAGGGUCAUUUGAAACACCCGAAAAACCGAGUUACCAACCAGGCGAGAGACAGAAACCGAUACGCCAAGAUGACAAUCUUCGACCUGAAGGCGAUUUCGAACGUCCCGAGAAAACUCAAUUCAGACCAGCGGAGCGUCCGAAACAGAUUCGACCCGAGGACAACUUAAGACCUGAAGGGUCCUUCGAGUCUCCCGAGAAACCGAGAUAUCAGCCUGGAGAAAGACAGAAACCAAUUCGGCACGAUGACAAUCUUCGCCCUGAAGGUGAUUUCGAGCGUCCAGAGAAAACUCAAUUCCGACCUGCCGAGCGCCCGAAACAGAUUCGGCCCGAGGACAACUUGCGACCUGAAGGGUCGUUCGAGUCUCCCGAGAAACCGAGAUAUCAGCCCGGAGAAAGGCAACAACCUAUUCGACACGAUGACAACCUGCGCCCUGAAGGUGAUUUCGAGCGUCCUGAAAAAACUCAAUUCCGGCCUGCCGAGCGACCGAAGCAAGUUCGCCCUGAGGACAACCUGAGACCUGAAGGGUCGUUCGAGUCUCCCGAGAAACCGAGGUAUCAGCCUGGAGAAAGACAGAAACCAAUUCGGCACGAUGACAAUCUUCGUCCUGAAGGUGAUUUCGAGCGUCCAGAGAAAACUCAAUUCCGACCUGCCGAGCGCCCGAAACAGAUUCGGCCCGAGGACAACUUGCGACCUGAAGGGUCGUUCGAGUCUCCCGAGAAACCAAGAUAUCAACCCGGAGAAAGGCAGCAACCAAUUCGGCACGAUGACAAUCUGCGCCCUGAAGGUGAUUUCGAGCGUCCUGAAAAAACUCAAUUCCGGCCUGCCGAGCGACCGAAGCAAGUUCGCCCUGAGGACAACCUGAGACCUGAAGGGUUGUUCGAGUCUCCCGAGAAACCGAAGUAUCAGCCCGGAGAAAGACAGAAACCAAUUCGGCACGAUGACAAUCUUCGCCCUGAAGGUGAUUUCGAGCGUCCAGAGAAAACUCAAUUCCGACCUGCCGAGCGCCCGAAACAGAUUCGGCCCGAGGACAACUUGCGACCUGAAGGGUCGUUCGAGUCUCCCGAGAAACCAAGAUAUCAGCCCGGAGAAAGGCAGCAACCAAUUCGGCACGAUGACAAUCUGCGCCCUGAAGGUGAUUUCGAGCGUCCUGAGAAAACUCCAUUUAGACCAGCUGAGCGUCCGAAGCAAGUUCGCCCAGAGGAUAAUUUGAAACCUGAAGGUUCUUUCGAAACUCCUGAUAAGCCUCAAUAUCGCUCAGCCGAAAGACCUAAACAAGUGCGACCUCAAGACAAUCUACGUCCAGAAGGUGAAUUCGAUAGACCUCAGCCUGUUCAUAUUGGUUCAUUUGAAAGGUCUCACAUUAUUCGACAAGAGGAUAAUCUACAUUUGGAGGGAACAUUUGAACGUAAUGAAAAAACAGUAUAUGUCGCUGGCGAACGUCCAAAACCCAUUAAGCCAGGGGAUAAUCUGAAACCGGAAGGCGAGUUUGAGCGUCCGCAAAGAAUACCGUUUAUGCCUGCUGAAAUACCAAAACAGGUUCGCCCUGAAGAUAAUUUGAAGCCCGAAGGUUCAUUUGAAUCACCUGAAAAACCUCAGUAUCGAUCUGCCGAAAGACCAAAACAGAUACGACCUCAAGAUAACCUGCGACCCGAAGGUGAAUUUGAAAGACCACAGCCAGUAACAAUAGGAAAAGCAGAAAGAUCCGAAAUUGUUCGACAUAUGGAUAAUUUACAUCUGGAGGGUACAUUUGAGCGAACAGAGAAAACUCAUUUCAUUUCUGGUGAAAGGCCAAAACCGAUUAAACCAGAUGAUAAUUUGAAACCAGAAGGAACAUUCGAAACACCUGAAAAACCAAAAUAUCAACCAGGCGAAAGACAAAAACCCGUUCGACAUAUUGACAACCUUCGUCCAGAGGGUGAUUUCGAACGACCAGAAAUAUCUCCCUUCCGACCAGCUGAGCGCCCGAAACAAGUUCGUCCAGAGGAUAACUUGAGACCAGAAGGCUCAAUUGAGACUCACGAAAAACCGAGGUAUCAACCAGGUGAGAGACAGAAACCGAUUCGGCAUCAUGACAAUCUGCGACCUGAAGGUGAUUUCGAGCGUCCUGAGAAAUCCCCGUUCCAAGCAGCUGAGCGUCCGAAGCAGGUUCGACCAGUGGAUAAUUUGAGACCCGAAGGAUCGUUCGAAACUGUGGACACACCCAUAUAUCAACCAGGUGAAAGACAAAAGCCCAUUCGUCAUGGCGAUAACCUGCAUCCCGAGGGUGACUUUUCACGUCCUGAAAAAACUUCCUUCAAACCCGCAGAACGUCCUAAGCAGGUACGUCCGGAAGAUAAUCUGCGUCCUGAGGGUAGAUUCGAAACUCCCGAAAAGCCAAAAUAUCAACCAGGCGAUAGACCGUCGCCAAUUCGUCACGAUGAUAAUCUACGACCAGAAGGUAAUUUCGAGCGUCCUCAAAAGACAUCUUUCAAGCCAGCUGAGCGUCCGAAGCAAAUACGUCCAGAGGAUAAUUUACGAUCUGAGGGGACAUUUGCGACUCCAGAAAAGCCGAAGUAUCAACCUGGAGAAAGACAAAAACCAAUUCGACAUGGUGACAAUCUUCGUCCAGAAGGAGAGUUUGAACGGCCUGUCAGCAAACCCGAGUAUCGAGCAGCUGAGCGACCAAAACAAGUAAAACCUAAAGAUAAUCUACAAAUUGAGGGAGAUUAUCAAUCCUUGAAGGAAUACAAAGAUCAGAAACAACGAAAAGAAGCCGAAAUUAAAGAAAUCCACGAAGGUGGCAUUCUUGAUGGGAGUGUUCUUGUUACAACGCAAACAGUUACUACUAUUCUGAAAGGCGACAAACCUAAAGCAAGUGGAACGAAGAUCACGACUAUUAAAACGGAAGAGGAAAAGAACAAGUCGCAUACCAGUAAUCAGCAUCAUGAACACAUGUCAUCAUCAUCAUCGCUUAUUUCUCAAGAUGCGCGAAAUUUAAAACAAGUUACUUCAUCUACUACAGACACGAUGAUACAAGGAGCUGUUCAAGAAGUUACUGAACACGAUAUGCAAAAGCAUACCCAAUCUGCUGUAAUUCAAUCUGCAUCGACAAAAUCAACGUCUUCCUUGCAAAAGCAAUCCAUUAGUACUACAAUGAAACAGAUGGACGAUCGGAUUAGUGCAACACAGAAACAAAUGGACGAUACAAUGUCUUCUCAGAAUCACACCUCGAGUAAAACAGCAAGAACAUCCGCUGAAAACAUGACUUCUACAACCAAUCGUAUCGUACAGUUAAGUGAUGGUACUACAACAGAAAUUAUUGGAAAUGCCACAAGACCACAUGGGACAUCUCACGAGCACUAUAGUGAGACUAACAUUGCAAGUGCAAGUAAUCGUGUGGUAAUUGAUGGACAAGUUGUUACAGACAAGAUGGUCAGCCAGCAACAGGGAAUGGAAAAAGUGAUUGAAGAUGGUGCAGUGAAAGUUGAUAAAUCGUUUAUAGAGAAGAAGUCCACUGGAAGUGAUAACCGCUCCGCUUUGAAGGAACACACAGCGGCAGCCCAUAGGAACCAGCUGACAACGGGCAAGUCUUCCUCUAAAGUACAGACCAACAAUAUUAUUCAUGAAUCAUCUCAAAAUGGAUCAUCAAAAAUGGUUGAUGCAUCGGAACAAAAGACUUCUCAAACACAAGUUCGGAAAUUGAUUGGAGGCAAAUGGGUGACAAAGACAAUAACCGAAAACAUCACCUCCAAGCAAGAUAUUCACUCUAAAAAGCGCAUUGAAGAUUCUACAGUUAAACAUGAACAUUCCAUAUCGAACACUACCGUUGGCAAUGACCAGUUUACCAGUGUGUCACCAACAACUAAAAUAGUAGGAGGAAAACUUAUUCAUUCCAUGCCCAACGAGGAAACCAUACGUACUAGUAAAACUACGAAAACUCAUCAUCGUAGUGGUUCGAAUAUAGUUCUAGGGGAUGGAGUGUCAAUGCAGCAAAGUGCAACGACUAAAAUUGUUGGUGGAAAAUUGGUGCAAGUAUCAGCUAAAGACAAUAGCAAUAAUACAUCGACCGUGAAUGGUAAUCUUUCAUCAUCAGCGAAUAAUAUAAUCCAUUCAGAAUCUUCAGAUACAAAAAAGAGCUCGAAAAUAGAUAGUAGCAGUUCCUCAACUCACAUAGAAUCGAAGCAAUCUUCCAAAGCUACGACUCAAUCCUCGAAUACUCAAUCAACAACAACAGAUAAACAAUUCAAUCGAAAAAGUACUUUCGCAUCGACUGAAAACGUUAACAACGCCAUCCUUUGCCGUCAACAGCAAUCAAAUGUUCAACCAUCCGGUAGCAGCAUGAGCGUAUCCGGUUCAAUCCAACGCAAAAGUAUUUCCAACUUGAAUGACAAUGCAAUGUAUUCUACAACCAACCGCACCAGUUACAGCUCGUUGCAUCGCCGUGAAAAGGAAUCGGUUGAUACUAGAAUGCAAACCUAUCUGAAGACGUUGGAAUCGGGACCUAUCACUUCCCGUACAAAGUUGCAACCGUGCGCACCUCCAACACUAUCUUCCACGACGAACUUAACCACCAGCAGCAGUUCGAUCGGUCAACAUUCCAGUGUGCAACAAACGAAAUCGAUGCGCGACUAUCAAGCAGCAUUGAAUGUGACGAAAAGUUCCACGAAGGCGAAUGCCUCAAGCAUCUCUUUCGGGGACGACAAUAAAUUCCACGGCACUAGCUCAUAUAAGAUGCAGUAUGUGCAGCAAAAUGACGGUCGCUGCCCGGCACACGCCAUUAAUGAUAGCUUGAAAGUUUCGAAAGUCACUAAACAGCACACAUAUUACGUGCGUGAUCGAAGAUAAUCCUCUGUAACUCUUACAACUAAAGACAGUAUUUCCUUUGCUACAUAAAUAUAAACCUAACCGCAAUUCAA
This is a messenger RNA of Topomyia yanbarensis, 11736 nucleotides long. RefSeq names its product titin (gene Sdb). Gene Ontology annotation, biological process: microtubule anchoring. Lineage: Eukaryota; Metazoa; Arthropoda; Insecta; Diptera; Culicidae. Gene Ontology annotation, cellular component: cytoskeleton; centriole; sperm flagellum. Bases 542 to 11665 code for a protein of 3707 amino acids. Gene Ontology annotation, molecular function: microtubule binding. The record is from RefSeq and is a predicted model, not a curated record. The transcript is spliced from 5 exons.